AUGGAAGAGGAACAAAUGAGAUUUGUUGGGUUAGUAAGAAAACAAGCUACGGCGUACGGAAGAAUCAUUGUACAGCAUCCACUGCAUUUUGCACCAAGAAGUACUCUGUGCAAAGGCAGCAAAACUGGAGCACGUCAUGCAAGUGGUUAUUUGAGAUCCCACAGGCUUACACAUAGACAGUUUCACACAUAUUUAGCUGAAAUUGGGGAAGAAUACAGUGACAUACCAUACCAAAGUGAAAUCCGCUGGCUUAGCCGCGGUAAUGUACUCAAAAGAUUUUUUGAGAUGAGAAUACGAAUAAAUCAGUUUUUAAAGGACAAAGGAAGAUACGACCACAAGUUAGAAGAUCCAGAGUGCGUUGCCGACCUUGCAUUUUUAGUUUACAUUACCAGACACAUGAAUGCAUUGAACACAAGUUUGGUAGGAGAAAAUCAGCUGAUUUGUGAAAAGGCGCAAGCUUUCACUUGCAAGCUUGAGCUGUGGGAACGACAGCUCACGCCAGAGAACGCAGUGCAUUUCCCUGCUCUGUCUACUGUACGAGAACAGAAUUGCAAAGAAUAUGUUUCCGUACUUAGUGCAAUAAAUCUUCGUUGA
Schistocerca piceifrons (Central American locust) is the source of this 594-nucleotide messenger RNA. RefSeq names its product general transcription factor II-I repeat domain-containing protein 2B-like. The coding region runs from base 1 to 594 and encodes 197 amino acids. The transcript has a single exon. NCBI's taxonomy places the organism in Eukaryota, Metazoa, Arthropoda, Insecta, Orthoptera, Acrididae. The record is from RefSeq and is a predicted model, not a curated record.